This is a messenger RNA of Acomys russatus (golden spiny mouse), 3494 nucleotides long. It is a transcript of the gene Epas1, whose product is annotated as endothelial PAS domain protein 1. Gene Ontology annotation, molecular function: protein dimerization activity; DNA-binding transcription factor activity, RNA polymerase II-specific; RNA polymerase II transcription regulatory region sequence-specific DNA binding. The transcript has 16 exons. NCBI's taxonomy places the organism in Eukaryota, Metazoa, Chordata, Mammalia, Rodentia, Muridae. The record is from RefSeq and is a predicted model, not a curated record. Gene Ontology annotation, cellular component: nucleus; transcription regulator complex; cytoplasm. Gene Ontology annotation, biological process: cellular response to hypoxia; regulation of transcription by RNA polymerase II. Bases 568 to 3198 code for a protein of 876 amino acids.
GCUGAGGAGGCCGGACAUUCGAGAGCGGUCGGUGCGCAGCUCGGGAGUCUUCAGCGCUCCGCUCAAGCUCUCCUGAGGCGGCCGUACAAUCCUCGGCAGUGUCCUGAGACUGUAUGGUCAUCUCAGCUGCCGCGCUCGCCUGACCCCAGAUUCCUUCUAAUUCCCUCUCUUCGAGCCACUCUUUUUUGCUUGUUGGUUGGUUGGUUGGUUUUGUUUUGCGAGAUCCCAGAAAAGUGACUCCUGUUCGGGGAUAAACGGAACUUCUGGCCCCUUGUCGCUGCUCUCUCCUUUGGCGUCUUACAACCUCCUCCUACUCCUUUCCCGGGCCCCGCCUCCUCCUGCAGGUUCCUCCCCGUCACCCCUCUCCUCCCUCCUCCUCCGCACCUAGCCAGCCGUCCGCAAACUUCCACCUGAUUGUGCGGGACUCUCGGACCUGCGAACACUUAAGACCUUUCACACCUGCCUGAGCGACCGAGAGCUGCCGAGGGCCACAGCGAAGACAGCGGCUGCAGCCCCCACGGGCUUAAGAAACCCAGGUGCUCCGGGUCUCGGAGGGCCACGGCGACAAUGACAGCUGACAAGGAGAAGAAAAGGAGCAGCUCAGAGCUGAGGAAGGAGAAAUCCCGAGAUGCCGCCAGGUGCCGGCGCAGCAAGGAGACCGAGGUCUUCUAUGAACUGGCUCAUGAGUUACCCCUGCCUCACAGUGUGAGCGCCCACCUGGACAAAGCCUCCAUCAUGCGGCUAGCUAUCAGUUUCCUGAGAACACACAAGCUCCUGUCCUCAGUCUGCUCUGAAAACGAAUCGGAAGCUGAGGCUGACCAGCAGAUGGACAACUUGUACCUGAAAGCCUUGGAGGGUUUCAUCGCUGUGGUGACCCAAGAUGGUGACAUGAUCUUUCUGUCGGAGAACAUCAGCAAGUUCAUGGGACUUACCCAGGUGGAGCUCACAGGACACAGUAUCUUUGAUUUCACUCACCCUUGUGACCACGAGGAAAUCCGCGAGAACCUGGCUCUCAAAAAUGGCUCUGGUUUUGGGAAGAAGAAUAAAGAUAUGUCCACUGAGCGAGACUUCUUCAUGAGGAUGAAGUGCACAGUCACCAACAGAGGUCGGACCGUCAACCUCAAGUCGGCCACCUGGAAGGUCUUGCACUGCACUGGGCAAGUGAGGGUCUACAACAACUGCCCCCCUCACAGUAGCCUCUGUGGCUACAAGGAGCCCCUGAUGUCCUGCCUCAUCGUCAUGUGCGAGCCGAUCCAGCACCCCUCCCACAUGGACAUCCCCUUGGACAGCAAGACUUUCCUGAGCCGCCACAGCAUGGACAUGAAGUUCACCUACUGUGAUGACAGAAUCAUGGAGCUGAUUGGUUACCACCCUGAGGAGCUACUGGGCCGCUCUGCCUACGAGUUCUACCAUGCCCUGGACUCGGAGAACAUGACCAAAAGUCACCAGAACUUGUGCACCAAGGGGCAGGUGGUGUCUGGCCAGUACCGGAUGCUAGCCAAACACGGAGGAUACGUGUGGCUGGAGACCCAGGGAACGGUCAUCUACAAUCCCCGCAACCUGCAGCCCCAGUGUAUCAUGUGUGUCAACUAUGUCCUCAGUGAGAUCCAGAAGAACGAUGUGGUCUUCUCCAUGGACCAGACUGAAUCCCUGUUCAAGCCGCACCUGAUGGCUGCGAACAGCAUCUUUGACAGCAGCGGUGACGUGGCCGUGUCUGAGAAGAGUAACUACCUGUUCACCAAACUGAAGGAGGAGCCUGAGGAGCUGGCCCAGCUGGCCCCCACCCCAGGGGAUGCCAUUAUUUCUCUGGAUUUUGGAAGCCAGAACUUUGAUGAGUCCGCAGCCUAUGGCAAAGCUGUCCUACCCCCAGGCCAGCCAUGGGCGGCAGAAAUGAGGGACCACAGUGCCCAGAGUGAGUCUGGGAGCCUGCCCGCCUUUACUGUGCCCCAGGCAGGCACCCCAGGCAACACCACGCCCAGCGCCACCAGCAGCAGCAGCUGCUCCACGCCCAGCAGCCCUGAAGACUAUUACUCAUCCCUGGAGGAUCACCUGAAGAUUGAAGUGAUCGAGAAGCUCUUUGCCAUGGAUACGGAGGCAAAGGACCAGUGCGGCACCCAGACGGACUUCAAUGAACUGGACUUGGAGACCCUGGCACCCUACAUCCCCAUGGAUGGGGAAGACUUCCAGCUAAGUCCUAUCUGCCCAGAGGAGCCACACAUGCCAGAGAGCCCCCAGGCCAACGCCCAGCACUGCUUUAGCACCAUGACCAGCAUCUUCCAGCCGCUAGCUGUGGGGGCCACCCACAGCCCCUUCUUCCUGAAUAAGUACCCGCCUCAGCAGCUGGAGAGCAGGAGGGUGGGGCCUGAGCACCGGCCCGUGUCUUCCGUCUUCUUUGAUGCUGGGGGCAAAGGGUCUCUGCCGCCAUGCUGUGGCCAGGCCAGCACCCCUCUCUCUUCUAUGGGGGGCAGAUCCAACACUCAGUGGCCUCCAGACCCACCAUUGCAUUUUGGGCCCACAAAGUGGCCUGCCGGUGACCAGGACACCGAGCCCUUGGGGUCUCUGCCGUUGGGGCCAUCGCAGUUGGAGCCUCCCAACAUCUCACCUCAUGUCUCCAUGUUCAAGAUGAGGUCUGCAAAAGACUUCGGGGCUCGUGGCCCAUACGUGAUGAGCCCAGCCGUGCUCGCGCUUUCCAACAAGCUGAAGCUCAAGCGCCAGCUGGAAUAUGAGGAGCAAGCCUUCCAAGACACAAGCGGGGGGGACCCUCCAGGCACCAGCAGCAGUUCACAUUUGAUGUGGAAACGUAUGAAGAGCCUUAUGGGAGGGACCCGUCCUUUGAUGCCUGACAAGACCAUCAGUGCGAACUUGGCCCCGGAUGAAUUUGCUCAAAACUCCAUGAGAGGCCUGGGCCAGCCACUGAGAUAUCUGCCAUCCCCGCAGCCGCCAUCUGCCGUGAGCCCAGGGGAGAGCACCAAGGGUGGGUACCCCCUACAAUGCUACGCCUCCCAGUUCCAGGACUACAGUCCUCCAGGAGCUCAAAAGGUGUCAGGCAUGGCAAGUCGCCUGCUGGGGCCAUCAUUUGAGCCUUACCUGUUGCCAGAACUGACCAGAUAUGACUGUGAGGUGAACGUCCCUGUGCCUGGAAGCUCCACACUCCUGCAGGGGAGGGACCUCCUCAGAGCUCUGGACCAGGCCACCUGAGCCAGGGCCUUUGGCCGGGCGUGUCCCUGCCCUGCCAUCAUGUCCUGCCAGCUUCACCUUCCAUCUGUGUUGCAACUAGGUAUCUCUAACACCAGCACACUUCUUCCGAGAUGUACUCGCCUGGCCUGUGUGGCCGGGUCACCAAGCAGUGGCCUUUAUCUGACAUGCUCACUUUAUUAUCCAUGUUUUAAAAAUACAUAGUUGUUUUAUCUGCUGUGUUUUUACUGUCAAUGAAAAUGUUCUGAAAUUUUAUAAGAUUUCUCCCACCCUCCCUUGAAUUACUUCUAAUUUAUAAU